AUGGCAAAAACCUCCAAGGCUCACAUAUUGCCUGAGAGCUUUGGAAUAAUGCCGUUUACAGAGAGACAAAUUAAAAGAAACAAGAAGCGACGGCGGCAGAGAAGUUCCACCUUGCUUUUCUUUGUCUUCAUCCUUUCCACAGGACCACAGCUCGUAUCCUGUUUUAUUUGCCGGUCACCCCCAUCGGGAGCUUUCAGUCGACAUCAAAGUAGGGCAUUUCAAGCAGUAAGGAAUAAUCCCGGGAGUGGCGAUAAGAGUGGUGACUCAAGGCAGCACCCUUCUUCGAAGCGAAACGGCCGGUCCCACAAAUCGAUCAACAAAAGUUCGGAAAGCAAGAGCAGGGCAAUAGAUGCACUUUCACAACCAAACUCUGAAGGAGAAAAUUCGCAAUCCAAAAGAAGCAGGAAUUCUAGAAAAAGCAGGCGCAAGAAUCCUAGAGGGAGGUAUGAAAAACCAAACGAGUCUCAAUCUCCCAAAGCACCACUGAAAGCAAAACAAAAACAACCAAAACCACCAAAGAAGGAAAAGAAAUCUGAGUCUUUGGAUUCGUUACUGCUCCCACCACUUUCAGAUCCAUCCAAGAGUGCAAUAGGAAAGGCAGAAGAUCCAUUGCAAGGUGGCCUCUCUUCUUGGGAAGAUUUUCUUUCUGUCGGGAAUGAACGAACGAAAGAAUCAUCACCAAAUUUACCAAAAUAUUCCAAACCGAAGAGUCCCAAUAAUAAAGGUAGACGGCAAGAGGAUGGCAAAGGGGCGGAAAAGUUUCUUCCCUCGGAUGGCGGUGUCACACAAGAGCUUCCUGCGAUUUCUGACUUGUUUCCAACAGGCAUGUAUACAAAAGCAAAAUCCUUGAAAGGGAAAGAUGUGGAAAUUGAUACAUCCCCCCCUUCAUUAGACGGAGUACUACCUGUGAGUGAUCUCUUUUACCGUUCUUCCCAGUCUAUGAACGACGAUGAUGACUUUGCACAUGAAGAUGAUGAAUUGCCAUUCUCAGCAGAACAAUCCGACCAGCUGACUACUGUCCACAACAAGAUCAAAGUACGGCGGAACAAAGCCAAGGGCGGUGGUGCCAGAUCACGGGACAAAAUGAAGCGUAAAUCAUAUAAGCAUAGAAGAAUGGUCCGGCGUGGAAUGGAAAUGUUGGUUGGUGGAGUCCCAAUCAAUGCCGAUCCUCCGCAGCGCUACAUGGAUCUCGUCUACAAUGCAAAAGCGGUCAACUGGAGUGAAACUGUGGUGACCAAUUCUCGAGACUUUGGGCCGAUCUUCCAUUCGUCCAGCGUAGCACAGCUAUCAGAUGUGGAAAGGGGCUUGUUUUGUGAGCACUUUGUGAAAAAGACAAUGAAAUGGGAUGUGUGCCCAGACGACCUGAUGAGCAUCGCAAAUGACCACCUUUUGAAUAGACCUGACGUCGAUGACCAAGACUUAAAAGAUGGAGCGGAUGAUUCAGACACAGCCAAAUCGAGCUCGUACAAUGAUGCUCGUGAGGAAAAAGCUGACAAUUGGGUGAACGCGGAAAGAACAGAAACGUCAACUGGUAACUUUGGCACGUUGACGAGCUUCAAAAAUUCUCUUGGUGCUGACGCUAAGCACCUUGAUCCCAACGGUGACCCUCGUCUUGGUGGAGAAAUUGUGUUUUCGAUUGGUGUCUCUAGCGAUGAUUUGCAAACUUGCACACCCGCUGAUGCCCCUGUUUUGGAGCGAGUGUUGGCAAAGGGUAUUGUCGAUGCAAUAGACUUGACAGGAUUUGAAGUCAGUUUUGAGAGUCUUGAUUUCAAGGACAGGGAAGAUGGGGCAACGCGAAUUUCAGGAAGUUUUGUGCUGUCGUUGGAGGGCUCGGAAUCAAUGACGCCCAGAGAAAUGGAGAAGAGAGCAGGGCAAAUCAACAAUGCCCUAGCUCUUGCGAUGGACGAAGGAGAUGUUCAGCUUGCCAUGGCUGCUGCCGCAAAAGAAGAAUCAGGAUGGCCUGAGGAGAUCCGUAACCGAGUAGUGGAAGAGUUUCUCUUUGAUGACGAUGACGGAGAUGGUCCCCUCUAUCAGUACGGUGAAGGAUCCGAUGAAGAAUCCGAUGAAGAAUCCGAAGAAGAAGGAGUCGGCGAGAAGAAGGCAGAGCUUUCGUCAACAGCCAGAGCCAAGAAGGAAUCCAGCGGACCAAGCUCUUUGGACGUGACAAAUGACAUAAGGGAUACCUAUGACGGACCGUUUGGAAUGCCUGGAAGCAAGACAUACAAUGCCGAUGAUUUGUUCCUAGGGGGUGGAAAUGAUGGAGUGUUUUGGAAUUAUUCGGAGGAAAAUAUUCAAGGCGCACCAUACGGAGGGCAACUUGGUUUGAGACUAGUGGACGCAGUUACACAGCGGGCAACAGAACGACAACCAAGGGUGAUUGCAAUUGGUGAUGUCCAUGGUUGUAUUGAUGAAUUACAAGCUUUGUUACGAAAAUGUGAUUAUCGACCUGGGGAUCUGGUUGUUUUCUUGGGUGAUCUGGUCAGUAAGGGUCCUGACAGUAUCUCUGUCGUCCAAAUGGCACGAGAGAUUGGUGCAAUCGGUGUCCGGGGUAACCAUGAUUUCGAAGUUGUGCGAUGGCAUCAGGCGAUCAAAUCUGGGGUUGACCCACCAGUGGUUGGUUCCGAACACUUCCACAUUGCUUCGUGCUUGAGCAACGCAGACAUGAAGUGGAUGUAUAGUCUACCUUGGUACAUCUCGAGCAAAGAGCUUAGCACUCUAUUUGUUCAUGCUGGUUUUGUGUCUGGGAUUCGAUUGGGCAAACAAAAUCCUCGUCUGAUGAUGAACAUGAGAAGUAUACUUCCUGAUGGAACUGUGACCUCUAAGUUCUUCAACAACUGGCCUUGGGCUAGACUCUGGGAUGGACCACAGACAGUCUUGUUUGGACAUGAUGCGGAUAGAGGUUUGCAACAAUACGAACAUGCGGUUGGUUUGGACACGGGUUGUGUCUAUGGUGGACGUCUCACAGCCUGCAUUCUACCAGAAAAGAGGCUUGUGAGUGUUAGUGCGAAGCGAGAAUACUUCAAGUAUCGUCGAAAGCACUACGAUUAA
Molecule: messenger RNA, 3048 nt
Organism: Cylindrotheca closterium
Lineage: Eukaryota; Bacillariophyta; Bacillariophyceae; Bacillariales; Bacillariaceae
Source: the annotation of a GenBank genome assembly